UUGCUGAGAUGGAGGUGUAACCAAGGAAGGGGCUUGAAAAGUAAAAAGGACAGAAAAUGAAGACGACGAAAGUAGAUGACCUGGCCCUUACACAGUGGCCCUGAAGCAGAAGACCAGCUUCCCCAAGGGGCGGGCCAAGGACUGGGCUCCUCCCCUGACCAUAAACGGCUUGGCCAGAGCUCUGUGGGAGCCGCCUCUUCUCCUGUCACCCUUGCUCUCCCAGCUGGAUGUUCCUACAAAUGCAAGACACAAGCCAAUAACACCAGCAAGAAAGGAGUUUGCUGAGGGCAGUGUUUGGAGAAAGCUCUCGGGAGGCUGUCGGAAAUGAGUUUUUCACUGAACUUCACACUGCCGGCCAACACAGACAACAGCCACCCCAGCCUGCCUGGGACUGUCUGGUUUUAGCACUGAAUGCGCUACCACCUAGGCAAUUUCUGGGGAAAACCAGGACGGCUGGCCACCCUACCUGGCAGUCAUAUUUCUACCACAGAACCCUUCCGUUUUGGUGCAGCUGGAUGACUGGGAACACCAGAGCCCUGGAAGAGACAAUAACUGUCAAAAGUCCAAGCCCCUGGGAUUCCAGUGUACUCACUGAGGUUGAUGAGAAUAUUCAAUAUAUAACAGGUCUGGCCAGAGCUUUGCCAAGUUUAAAGGAAUGACAAAAGCUUAUACUCCUGGCGCUCAUUUGAUCCUCUUACCAAUCCUAGAGACUUCCUCCCCAGCUGUUACCAGUGGGAAAGGAGCAGACUGUGGACCUUCUCUUGGGUUAGCAGCUGGCAUCCCGUCCCUGGUGGCCACGGCCCUGCUGGUGGCCUUACUAUGUACUCUGAUUCACCAAAGAAGAAGCAGCAGUGAGUCCACCGAGGAAAGUGAGAGGCCUUGUGAAAUUUCAGAAAUCUAUGACAGUCCCAGGAUAGCUGAGAAUCCUAGGAGGUUACCCACACAGGAGAAGAAUAUCACGGGAGCAGAAGAAGCCCACAUAUACGUGCAGACUGUUCCAGGAAGUGAGGAGCCCAUUCGUGACACUUACCGUCCUGCUGUUGAAGUGCAGAGAAGGAGGGCGUUGUGGUGGCUUAUUCCCAGACUGAGCAUGGAGUGAUGCAGCACAGCCAAGGAGCAGAUCUGGAGCUGGAACAGAGCUAAGCACACAGGGAUUUGUGCUCGGAGGGAGGAGAGACGCCACGCUGCUUCUUAACCAAUCCAAAUUUCAUUUGCAGAUCCGGAAAACUUUGGGGUUGACUUUACUCUUUAAGGGACAGAUCUGGUAAGGUUCCUUCCAACGCUCAGACCUUGUGGUUUAAUAAGCAGUGAAGUCAUUGUGCAUCAAAAGGAGCCCUUGGGUCCUGCUCUUGACCCCGGUGGGGAUUUGCUUUUCUUUGUGAUUUGGGGAAGGGGGUUUGAUUUCUCGGUGACUUGCCCCCUCAUCUUUUUUCAUAUCCAUUUUCUCAAAAAAGCCGUCAGACCUGGCUUCCAUGGGCAGGUUGGCCAAGCUAGCAUGGAGGAAGUUGGGAUAUAAAUGAAACGUACAGGGGAUGUGUGAAGAGAAGCAGUUCCUUAUUUCUGAACAACUCAGGGUAGAAACCAUGUGGAACCACAUGUUCCCUGACCACAGGGACAGCCCACUGCUGCAUCAUUCAUCACUUGUGAUCAGAGGGUAUCUAAGGAAGGCAGUUCUGUAAUGGGCUCUGUGUCUGUGUGUGGGUGCGUGCGCACGGAGGGUAAAUAGGGAGAAGGGAAAGCAGGGGUUGUUUCAAAAGAUUAUUAGAGAUGAGGGCUAUACCCAUUUUGCGGGAGUGGAGAGAAAGGCCCAAGUCGUUGGACCAUCAUGGGGAAAAACUCAUUAGCAGGAAGAAAGAUCAAGAGGACUCUGAGUGGAUGAACACAGGACCAAAGGGAUGGGCCAAGCAGCAACGUGACUGUCGGCUGAGGCAACGUGACUGUCGGCUGAGGCACGACAGACACUGCCCAUGGACAGUGUCACCAUCGCUUCUGUGAGGAGGCUUACAGGAGUCCUGGUUCCCCUAUGCAGGUCCAUGGCUUGUGAGCACGCCGGGUCUCCUGGUGGGAGAACCUGGGUCCAGGGCAUCUUGGGGUCCACCCACCAGCUCCAUGGGCCUCCUUGAAAUGCUGUGGAAACAUUCCUUUCUCAUACGGGGUGCCUGAUUGCUCAGAAACACACCUCCUCUUCUUCACAUAACCAAGGACAGGUUAUACACAUCCAAUCACUGCCACACGCUGACACGUGCUCUUCAAAGCUCUUUGUGAAAUUCAGUUUUGUACCAAGUCCACUGAGUCUAGUCACGUUAACAAGCAGAUUUGUCCAUUUUUAAGCGGACAUGCCCAGGGAUCCAGGUGCUUAUACUUCUCUUACACGUUGGGAAGGACCUUGGAUUUGCUGAGAACAUGACUGUGGCCUUAGCCUUGACACUCAAAGGUCUGAGCUCUGGAGCAUAUCAUGGGCCUUAGCUCUCUGUGUACAAAAUGGAGACAGCCGUUUUCUUCCUCCUGCCCUUAGGGGUGUUGUGAGGCUGGAGAAGGCAAGUGAAUGAGCCUUGUAGUCUGUAAAGUGAGACUUGUAUUUUGGAUCAUUUAUUUUAAUUCUACUUGCAAUCCAUUACUUAGUAUCUUUAUUUUAAAUGGUUUCUACUAAAUUCGCUAGGUUCAGUAUUUCUGUCAUUUUUUUUCUGCUCUGAUGCACAAGAACCCAUUUUAGAAUAAAGUGAAAAGCAAAAUGGUCAUUCCUGUGGACCUUCAA
Messenger RNA from Globicephala melas (long-finned pilot whale), 2755 nucleotides. It is a transcript of the gene OPALIN, whose product is annotated as oligodendrocytic myelin paranodal and inner loop protein. Gene Ontology annotation, cellular component: cell-cell contact zone; plasma membrane. Lineage: Eukaryota; Metazoa; Chordata; Mammalia; Artiodactyla; Delphinidae. The record is from RefSeq and is a predicted model, not a curated record.